AUGCCCCGCAAGCAUUUGCUUGCUUACCUCUACUCUCAUUCUGUAAAUAAUUCGUUGAAUGUAAUAGGAAAGCGAAUAGCUUAUUCACAAAUUAGAAAUCAAUGUUCAUCCAAUCAGCCGUCAUCUUCUACAGCUGUAUUCAUGGAAUAUGAAAGAGGUCUUCCUCAUUUGACAGUGCCUUUGCCAUCUAGACAAGAGCCCUGUCGAUUUUCUCUAAAACCUAUUUCUGAUACCGUUGGCUCACUAUGCGACAAUUUGAAGUUUGAAGAUAAAGGGUUGGAUUUCGCUGCCAUUUACUCACCUGAAGGCAUAAGAGUGGCCAACUCAACAAGUAUCGAACAUCUAUUGCUGUACGGAAGCUUCAAGAUUCGGCUAAAUGACAAAUUUUAUGAUGUUUCCAUUCCAUCAUUAUCAAAAGAUAUUCACAUUAGUAGUGAUCAAAUGAGGCAGUUGGAUGAUUUAAAAGCCACCAUUGCUACCUUACAUGCCUCACUAUGUAUUGACGAUUUUAAGAUUAAACGAGAACAGCUCAUAAUAAAGCAAUUGGAAGUAGCUGAAGCUGAACUGAAUUCUUUAAUUAUGCAUAAGCUUAAAAUUGAACAGGAAUGCGAAGCUCAUGCAGAGCGGGUUAUGUGGUGCUGUUUCUCACUUAUGGGAAUUCAAACAGGAAUGUUUGCUCGUUUGACAUGGUGGGAAUAUUCUUGGGAUAUUAUGGAACCUGUCACAUAUUUUGCUACGUAUGCCACGGUCAUAGCGACCUUUGGUUAUUACUUAUACACUCGACAGUCUUUUGAAUACCCAACAGCUCGUGAGCGUAUUUUCACGAAAGCAUUCUAUAGAAGAGCGCAGAAACAGAAAUUCAAUAUUGUCAGGUAUAAUGAACUCGUAGAAGAGGUAGAAGAUUUGAGACGUCAACUGAAGAGAAUUCGCGAUCCAAUCUUCCAACAUCUUCCUGUCAGCUAUUUGAGCAGGUUUGAUACUAACACUGACGUUAGCAGAGAUAUGAACGAGAAAUUAUAG
This is a messenger RNA of Auanema sp. JU1783, 1020 nucleotides long. NCBI's taxonomy places the organism in Eukaryota, Metazoa, Nematoda, Chromadorea, Rhabditida, Rhabditidae. The record is from the annotation of a GenBank genome assembly.